Gaeumannomyces tritici R3-111a-1 is the source of this 1812-nucleotide messenger RNA. RefSeq lists its product as hypothetical. The transcript has 2 exons. Bases 1 to 1812 code for a protein of 603 amino acids. NCBI's taxonomy places the organism in Eukaryota, Fungi, Ascomycota, Sordariomycetes, Magnaporthales, Magnaporthaceae. Gene Ontology annotation, cellular component: ubiquitin ligase complex; cytoplasm. Gene Ontology annotation, molecular function: zinc ion binding; ubiquitin conjugating enzyme binding; ubiquitin protein ligase activity. The record is from RefSeq and is a predicted model, not a curated record. Gene Ontology annotation, biological process: positive regulation of proteasomal ubiquitin-dependent protein catabolic process; ubiquitin-dependent protein catabolic process; protein polyubiquitination.
AUGGGCGGCGAAAGAGCCAAGCAUCAGCGGCCAGCUCGGCUCCUCGGCCGGCUUCUCUUCGGGUUAAGGGCCCGGACUAGCCAAUCGAGUCUUGCCGCCGAGGCCGUGGAGCCGCAGGCUCCGCCUUUCAAAGUCGAGCUGAAGGACCUCGACCACCUCCGCAGCAGCUUCACGCUUUCGAUCGGUCCCAGCGGCUGCCGCCUGUCAAGGAUAGAGUCAGCAAUACGCAGCACCGCCUACUUCCGCAUUGGCAACCACGAGAGGCUGCUGUUUUACAGUGACGCGGUGGCCCCGCCCGUCUCGGCCGGCGCCCGCCUAGCCCACACCUCGACCCUGUACUACCGCCUAUGCAGUAGGACCGCCAAUGUACAGGGGCCGCGCAUCAGCUGGGAGGGAGACCGGAACUCUGCCCCCGGUCCUGGCCUGCUCGAGGGAGCGCUUCUGCAGGCCAUCAAACAGGGCAAGACCAUCAAGGCCCUAAGGGAGGAUAUCGCGUGUGCCUUGGCGGUAGGCGAUCCAAACCGCAUUGUGUUGAUCGCACGAGGCGGCCUCCGAGAAGGUCCAGUCGAGGGUAAUUACUGGGAUAUCUCGCAAGUCGGUUCGGCCUGGCUCGCUCGUCGUCUGGGAGUCAAUGUCUCGAAGCAGCGAGACUAUCUAGUUGUCAGGGGUAUCCGCCGGGAGUACGUCUACCACCCUUCCCUAAGCGGUGGACAGCAUAACUCGUAUGAGAGUCGCGCAGCCGGCUCGCUGCGUGUCCACGAGAUCCGCGACUGGCUACAUUCUCGCAUUGUUGGCGGCCAGGAUAGGGCCCUGGGGUUGCAGUGCGAGGGCAUCGAUUUCGCAAGGCGCUCCAUCCGGCUCCUGAGGGGAAGCCACGGCAGAGGGCGGGACCUUCGCCGAGCCGACUGGGUUGCGCUUGGCGCCAACGCUGUCGAGUUUCGCGUACCACUCGAGGUCGCGGAAGCCCAUUCGGCCCAGGACGCAUGGCUGCUGGGGCCGAGCGAGGAGUGCGCUGUGUGCGGCGACAAGAAGACGAUAGCCGACAUGCCGCUGAGGAUCACCGAGAGAUGCGAACACGCACGUCCGGGGACAUGCAAGGACUGCCUGCGGCGUUGGAUCGAGUCGAGCCUUGCCGACACGGUAUGGGACCGGCUCCGCUGCCCGGAGUGUCCGCAGCUGCUCACACACGCCGACGUGAGGCGAUGGGCUUCCAGCCCUGUCUUUGCCCGCUACGACGGCCUCGCCCUCCGCGCCGCUCUUGGGGAGAUGCGGCACUUCCGCUGGUGCCUUGCCGGCUGCGGGUCUGGCCAGAUCCACGUCUCGCGGCCGAGGUCGCCCCCGUCGUCGUGCAAGCCCGAGGUCUUCCGGUGCCACGUCUGCCACGCCCGCCAGUGCACUGUGCACGAUGUCCCCUGGCACCGCGGGGAGACGUGCGCCGACUUUGACCUCCGCGCGCGUCGGCGGCUGCGCGACGACCUCAGGACGCGUGAGGCCGUCUCCAAGAUGGCCAAGGCCUGCCCGGGCUGCCUCCGCGACGUCCACAAGCACUCGGGUUGCAACCACAUCACCUGCCUCUGCGGCCACGAGUGGUGCUAUAUGUGCUUUGCCCCCUAUGUGCGCGACGGCGCCGGCUUCCUGAGGUGCCGCCAUGAGCCCCGGUGCUCCGAGCGCGACCCCCUGGCCGAGAUACCGCCGCCGGCCCGUACGCCCCCUCCCGAGGACGCUCCUGCCGAGCCCGAGCAGCCGCGCGCCCCGACGCCUCCACCCCCGGCCCCUGAGGAUCUUGAGCAAGACCAGGUCUUGGACGCCUAG